CAGAAAGUUUGAUAGGAUUUGUCUGUGUUUUUAUUUACUCUGGUAGUUAUUGAAGUAUUAAUUUAGUUUAAUAUUUGUGAACACUUUAAAGGACAACUUUGGGAUUUUUAUUAGACCAAAUCAAACACGGAGUUAAAAAAGAAACUCACAUAAUGGCACAUAGCGAAACUAAAUUUCAAAGUUUUAAGUGGACCAAAAACCCAACGUUGUUGCUUAUUUCUUUGAUAAACAAAAAUUACCACCAGUUACAAAGUGGCGUAAAGAAAUUUACUUUCCAACAAAUUGCACAGGAGAUUAACAAUCGACUUGGGACAUGUUUGGCUUAUGAUCAAGUUGAAUCAAAAUGGAAAGGGCUGAAGAGAACAUACAUAAAGAUGAAAGAUUCAGAAGCAAAAUUAAGUUGGGAGUUUUAUGACCAAAUUCACGAAUUUCUUAAAGAUGAUAUGGAGAUAAACCCUUCAGUUACUGCAAAUUCUGAUGAUGUUUUUACUACGGGCUGUGAAACAGAGUUUGAUUUCGUUGAAUACACGAUAGAGCCGGAGAGUUCAACUUUUCGACAAACCCGUAAAAGACAUCGAAGUGAUAGUGAUGACAAGUAUAGUAGUGCGGAGGAUGUUAAAGCUAGAGUUCGUAACAUCAGUCAAAUUAGUAUUGAAAGCCGAAAAGGUAAGGUAAUUCGAAAUAAAUACGAUAAAGAAGACAGCGACGCAAGAUCAAGACCUAGAAUUGCUGAUAAUGAUCGGUAUAGUAAAGAAUACGGAAGUCGACGAAUAAGUGAUGAUGAUCGAAAUUAUUACAAAUGCAGAGGAUGUCAAAGAUCUCAUAGUUGCUGCGAAAGCGUAGAGGAUGCAAGGGAAAGACGACAUCAAGAAAAGAUGAAAAUGGCAAGAAAGUUUCUAGCAAUUUUCGAAAAAAUGGUAGAUAGAAUGUAAUCAAAGUAAUCACAUACACUUUUUAAUUGUAGAAUAAUUGUAUACUAUUUUUAAGUUAAUUUUUAUUCAUAUAAUAAAUUCAUUAGUAAGUCUCUUUUA
Messenger RNA from Bactrocera tryoni, 1031 nucleotides. RefSeq lists its product as uncharacterized. Bases 153 to 932 code for a protein of 259 amino acids. NCBI's taxonomy places the organism in Eukaryota, Metazoa, Arthropoda, Insecta, Diptera, Tephritidae. The record is from RefSeq and is a predicted model, not a curated record. The transcript is spliced from 3 exons.